Molecule: messenger RNA, 849 nt
Organism: Galeopterus variegatus (Sunda flying lemur)
Lineage: Eukaryota; Metazoa; Chordata; Mammalia; Dermoptera; Cynocephalidae
Gene: NMU
Product: neuromedin U
Exons: 11
Coding region: 1-525 (174 amino acids)
Biological process (GO): regulation of smooth muscle contraction
Molecular function (GO): neuromedin U receptor binding
Source: RefSeq, a predicted model, not a curated record
AUGACGCCUCAGCCCACGUGUGCGCAAGAUUUAAAAGCGGCCGCGGCGUCCCCGCUCCUGCUGCUGCUGCUCGCCUGCUGCGCGGGCGCCUGCCGAGGUUUUCCAAUGUUACCUCAAGGAUUACAGCCCGAACAAGAACUACAGUUGUGGAAUGAGAUAGAUGAUGCUUGUUCCUCUUUUCUGUACAUUGAUUCCCAGCCUCAGGCAUCCAGUGCACUGGAGGAGCUGUGCUUUGCAAUUAUGAGGAUUCUACCAAAGCCUCAGGAACAAGAUGAAAAAGAUAAUACCAAAAGGUUCUUAUUUCAUUAUUCGAAGACACAGAAGUUGGGCAAUUCAAAUGUUGUGUCGUCGGUCGUGCAUCCGUUGCUGCAGCUCAUUCCUCAACUGCAGGAGAGAAGAAUGAAGAGGUUCAGAGUUCACGAAAAAUUUCAAAGUCCUUUUGCAAGUCAAGGUCGAAGCUUCUUUUUAUUCAGGCCACGCAAUGGAAAAAGGUCAGCCAGUUUCAUUAAAAUGGAUGCCAGCUGAUUUUCCACCAAAGCAAGUGCUACGGAAUACAAAAUCUAUUGACAUUUUUUCUUCUCAAAAACAAUCCUUGCUAAGUUUAUUCUGUAGAAAAUUUCUGUAUUGUAAACAUUCUCAGUAAAAGUUGGGUGAGACUAAAUGCUUAAUUUGUUGAAAAUUUUCAAAAAGCAUCUUAAAGUAUUUUUUUCUUAGUGUUGUAAUGAUAAAUGGUGUAUAAAAAAGCUAUCAAUAAUUAUGUUCCUUAAAUCCCUGUAGCUUUUGAUAGUACUGGCAGACAUGCUUUUUUGAUAUUUUUAUUAAAGGCACUCAGAGGGAGUUGAAUUUUAA